Messenger RNA from Cephus cinctus (wheat stem sawfly), 888 nucleotides. RefSeq names its product proteasome subunit beta type-6 (gene Prosbeta1). The coding region runs from base 90 to 767 and encodes 225 amino acids. The transcript has 5 exons. The record is from RefSeq and is a predicted model, not a curated record. Lineage: Eukaryota; Metazoa; Arthropoda; Insecta; Hymenoptera; Cephidae. Gene Ontology annotation, molecular function: threonine-type endopeptidase activity. Gene Ontology annotation, cellular component: proteasome core complex.
CAACUAAAAUCCGGAAUCACAACCAUCACAAACGGCACAUCCAUUAUCGCCAAUUUUUGCUGUGUCCAGACCUGUAUACAUAUAAGAUCAUGGUGCAGCCAAAUAUUAAUCCUGUGAUUAAUUCAAUGGGGCCUGACUGGCUGAGUGCUGAACAUAGUACAGGGACUUCGAUCAUGGCUAUUGAAUUCGAUGGUGGUGUUGUUAUUGGAGCGGAUUCUCGUUCCACCACAGGAGCAUAUGUUGCAAAUCGUGUUGCUGACAAGUUAACAAAAGUGACUGAUUAUAUUUAUUGUUGUCGGUCUGGUUCUGCAGCAGACACUCAAGCCAUUGCAGAUAUAGUAACGUAUCACUUGAAUUUCCAUCAAAUGGAAUUAGGUGCACCAGCAUUAGUAGAAACUGCAGCAAAUGUAUUCCGCGAAAUGUGUUACAACUAUCGCGAUUCUUUAAUGGCGGGUAUCCUGGUAGCUGGCUGGGAUCGCAGGAAGGGUGGUCAAGUUUAUAGUAUUCCUCUGGGAGGAAUGUGCACUCGCCAACCUAUAGCAAUUGGUGGUUCUGGUUCCAGCUAUGUAUAUGGUUACGUAGAUGCACACUACAAACCUAACAUGACAAAGGAUGAAUCUGUAGAACUUGUAACAAACACACUGGCUUUGGCAAUGGCGCGUGAUGGUAGUAGUGGUGGUGUCAUUCGACUUGGUGUAAUCACAGAAGCUGGUGUCGAUCGAAGAGUCAUUCUAGGAGACCAACUGCCAAAAUUCUACGAAGGAUAAACUCACAGAGCAUCCCCAAAUUUAAAACAAAAAAUAAACUCUGGUUUAAGAGAUACUAUGUACUUGCUGUACCCUUCACGGUGAGAUUUCCAUUUGCUAAAUAAAACUACUAUAAACAGAA